Molecule: messenger RNA, 1159 nt
Organism: Labeo rohita (rohu)
Lineage: Eukaryota; Metazoa; Chordata; Actinopteri; Cypriniformes; Cyprinidae
Gene: cks1b
Product: CDC28 protein kinase regulatory subunit 1B
Exons: 4
Coding region: 196-429 (77 amino acids)
Biological process (GO): regulation of mitotic cell cycle
Cellular component (GO): cyclin-dependent protein kinase holoenzyme complex; SCF ubiquitin ligase complex
Molecular function (GO): protein kinase binding; ubiquitin binding; cyclin-dependent protein serine/threonine kinase activator activity
Source: RefSeq, a predicted model, not a curated record
AAUUCGAAUGUUUAUGGGCGGGCUUUGAACUCGCUGAGAGGGAAGUUCAAGCGCCAGAGAAACGUAAACGGUGGUUGUUUUCGCAAAUUGCGUUUGGGAACAUAGUUUUCACAUUCAAACAAUAGUAUUAUUGGAUGAAGUAAACGCCACGAUUAUUAUAUUUACGAGAAAGAAAAAACAAAACAACAACACGCCAUGUCCCACAAGCAGAUUUAUUACUCAGACAAAUAUGACGACGACAAAUUUGAGUACAGGCAUGUCAUGCUUCCUAAGGACAUCGCUAAAAGAGUUCCCAAGACCCAUCUGAUGUCAGAGACAGAAUGGAGGAAUUUGGGUGUUCAGCAGAGUCAAGGAUGGGUACAUUACAUGAUCCAUCAGCCCGAACCACAUAUCUUGCUCUUCCGACGCCCUCUGCCUCAAUCCCAGUGACCCCUGAUCCACAAACUAAAGGAAUUCUGAAAACUAGACGCAAUCUGAAGAUGUCUGAGUCUGAGAGAUGCCGGGUGCACCCUAGAUCAGAUGGUGUCAAUAUCAUUUGUGUGGCUUUUGACUUCUGUGUAUUGACUAAUCUGUGGGUUAGAUUAUCUUCACUGUGUUUGAUCUCUGCCUUAACUGAGAGGUAGAAAUGUGUGCAAUUUCCUGCUGCACCUGUAUUUAUUAUUCCUUAUCAAGCUUGUCUUAUAGCGAUUCUGUAUAUGAGCUUCACUUGAUGCAUUUUUGCUUGGGUGAAUUGAUUCUGAAAGGUCUAGCAGCAUUGGAAAUUGUUUUACAAAGUAUGCAUACUGCUUUAUCAAAAAUAAAUACUUAAUUUUUCUCCCUUUAAAGUAUUAACAAUGCUGUUUGUACCAAUAUCUGUCAACAGUACUAGUAAGCAGCUAAACCUAUUUUACAAUACAAUAAUGUAUAAUACUGUACUCAUGUAUAAUAAAAUUAUUUCAGUUUUACAACAAACCCUGAUUAGAAAGCAAGAAGGUUUACUCCUUAGCAUCUACUAAAAUUGGGGGGUGGGGUAAUAAUGGUCAUUUUAGAUGUCCUUUCGGUUGUAUUUAAUUAUAAAACCCUUUAUAAUGACAGAAACAACAGAAAUUAACCUUCCCAUUAUAAAGUGAUAUUUUUGUAACUUUAUCAAUUGUGUCAUCUUUUGUGACAAUAAAAAAGU